Messenger RNA from Tetranychus urticae (two-spotted spider mite), 1249 nucleotides. RefSeq names its product tetratricopeptide repeat protein 19, mitochondrial-like. The record is from RefSeq and is a predicted model, not a curated record. Gene Ontology annotation, molecular function: protein binding. Gene Ontology annotation, biological process: mitochondrial respiratory chain complex III assembly. Gene Ontology annotation, cellular component: mitochondrial inner membrane. NCBI's taxonomy places the organism in Eukaryota, Metazoa, Arthropoda, Arachnida, Trombidiformes, Tetranychidae.
CAGAUCCGAUAUUUUUGUUGAAAAAUGUAAACAUUUGGUUUCAAGUUCAUCACAUUUAUUAUAAAGUUGGUUUUAAUUAUUGUUAUUAUUGAUUAAUCAUGUUUGUUUCUCGUUUUUUGUUUAAAACUGUAACUAGUCCACUAACGUGCAAAUUAUGUCACCAUGGUUUACGUCUAUCAGUGCCUAGUGCGUAUCUUCCCUCGCUUGUCCAAAUGUCAACCAGAAAUGUCGACCGUUCAUCCAAUUUUAAAAAACUUACCAUAGUUUCGAAGACCAGACAGUCUCGUAAUAGUAAAGGAGAUAGAAAUAGGCCGCUGCUCGCCGCAGGUUUCAUUUCUGGCUUAUUAUCAUUGUUAGGGUGGGAAGAUUUGUUAUCAAAAGAAGAUCCAUUUAUUUUAACAAUUAAACGUGGAAUCCUUUGUAUGCAACGAGAGGAGUUCGAUAAAGCUGAGAUUAUCCUACACGCUGCUCUUUCUAAUGCUGUUGAUAUGGGCAACAGCAAAGCAAUCGCAUACAUCUAUUCGCUUAUGGGCAAUGUCGCUUUUCUUAAAGGCGAUUAUGAAAAAUCUGAGAAGAUUUACAAAGAUCUGAUCAAACGAUUAUUGGAAUUCGGUAUAGAAGAAGAUCAUGAAGCAAUAGUAGAAAUUUCACUAAAAUUAGCAACUAUAUAUAGUAAAUUAGGAAAAUUUAGCAAAGCAGAUGUUGGUUUCAGUCAUUGUUUAAGUAUUCAAAAGAAACGAGCAAACCAAAUUGAAAAUGAUAAAAAGACUAAGAAUGAAUUAUCAGAUUCAGAUAUAAAUAGCCUGGCUUUGUAUGGAAUGGCUCUUGAUUUUUACGGCAAACACUUGCUUCGUAAACAAGAAUAUGAUGGAGCAUUAAAAUACACUCUUGACGCUUUAGCAGUCUGCGAAAAAGUCAAUGGAAAGAACGCUCAUCAAACAAUGAUUCUGCUUAGUGAUGUUGGUACGCUGCUCAAUUUAACGAACAAUUUUGACGAAGCUGAUGAAUAUUUUAAGAAAGCAAUAAAAGUUGGAACUAUCAUCGAGUCAGAUCACCUAAAAACAUUGUACUACAAUGUCGGAAUGAACGAUUUAAUGCGACGUAACUGGCCGUCAGCACAGCAAAACUGUGACGCAUCUUAUAGAUUUGCCAAAAAAGAUGAUGACAUUUAUAUCAUGGGUAUGGCUGAAGAUUGUUUGAAAAAAAUAAGAGCACAAGUUGUUCAAUAAAGUAAUUUAAUUAUUUAUUA